UUCCUAAGCCCAGCGCUAUGUCUCCCAGGUCCCAUUCAGAAAACCGCUGUCGCACUCGCUUUUCCUACGCUUUCUCGCUAAACAAACAGCCACAUCAAAACUUCUCUUGCAGAACCAGGAACCAACUUUGGUGAUUCUCGCAAACAAUGAGUUACAGAAGGGAUAACCGCAAUUCAAGGUCAGCUGUAUUUGAUGAUGCCCUUGAAGAAGGCGGCCUUAGGGCCUCUUCUUCAUAUCCCCAUAAUAUUAAUGAGCACGACAAUGACAAAGCUAUUAACAGUUUGCAAGACAGAGUUAUUUUCUUGAAGAGAUUAACAGGGGACAUACACGAGGAAGUGGAGAGUCAUAAUCGUUUGCUUGAUCGAAUGGGCAACAAAAUGGACAUAUCAAGGGGCAUAAUGUCAGGAACCAUGGAUAGAUUCAAGAUGGUAUUUGAGAAGAAAUCAGGUCGGAGAACAUGCAUACUUGCUGGGGUUUUUGUUGUUUCAUUUGUUAUUAUAUAUUACCUUAUUAGGUAUUUGAUCCCCUUAUGGUUGUGGAUACAAGUGAUUUUGCUUCAUUUCUUACGGAAUUCUAUUGUUUAACAUGAUAAUAGUAAGAAUGUUUAUAUACUACAAAUAAUUGAAAAGCAAGCGAUUGAUGCUAAGUUGCUGGUCUCCGAUGAGAUUUAUACUUUACCUGAAAUUGUAUGGAGUUUCAAUAUAGUGGUUUGUUUCAAGUCGCUUGUAAGUUCACUACAUUGUGGCAUACACUUUGUGUAGGAAACCAAACCAGUAUAGGAAAAGAGGAAAUUACUUGCUCAGCUGAUGGUUGGCUUAAUUCUCUGAUUUUGAUCUUAUUCUGCAGGAUCCUUAGAUACGCGCAUUCUUAAAGUAGACUUGUGGGAACCUCGCCCCUUAAAGUCUUCCCAUACACAGUUUGCAGUCAAGUAAUCAAGGGUGCUAAAGAUGUCUUGAUCGUGGUGUUGAUAAUAGGAGAGUGCUUCAUUGCAUAUAUGCUGCGGGAUGACCUGUGAAUGAAGGUGGGCUGGACCCUUACAUUGGCGAAUCUUUAACGAGUUAACACGGUUGGAUGAUGACAUGAUGUAAUCAAUUGUAGACUUUUUGAAAAAUACCAUGUGAAGGCGCCCGUUGGCCAAUGCAUUUUUUUGGUAUUCUUGUGCAUGGAGAUGCUGAAAAAAAAAAAGAAUUAAAAAUGGGGUAUUUUUAGUAUGUAAUCAAAUCAUGGAUUAAAAUUCAUUCUGUGGCAGUAUUCUGGAUUUAGUUCCA
Molecule: messenger RNA, 1268 nt
Organism: Hevea brasiliensis (rubber tree)
Lineage: Eukaryota; Viridiplantae; Streptophyta; Magnoliopsida; Malpighiales; Euphorbiaceae
Product: bet1-like SNARE 1-2
Exons: 5
Coding region: 147-584 (145 amino acids)
Source: RefSeq, a predicted model, not a curated record